Molecule: messenger RNA, 2439 nt
Organism: Phytophthora sojae
Lineage: Eukaryota; Oomycota; Peronosporomycetes; Peronosporales; Peronosporaceae
Exons: 1
Coding region: 1-2439 (812 amino acids)
Molecular function (GO): protein binding
Source: RefSeq, a predicted model, not a curated record
AUGUUCCAGUCACGAGCUUCCCUGGCUCCUUCUAUCUCCUCGUUCCCACCGGCUGACAUCUUCUACGACUGGGACAGCGACGAAAGCGACAGCGAUGUGGAGGAGCUCUUCAGCGCCGAAGACUUCGUCACGGUAUCCGAAGACCUUCUGCUCGUGAAGCUACGGUGCUUUCAUCCGAAGCUGGACGUGACGGGACUCUCCGCUGCCUUCCAGCGAGAGUUUAGCGUCACGAGAGACUCGCAAGAGUUGGAAGCGAGACUCCAGAAACUGCAGGCGCCCGAGUUCCGAGCUUUGUUCGUUUUGUACCUGAAAGCUGUUAGUAUCGCCAAGGAAGCUCAGUACACGACCAACGCAGGAUCAGGGAUUUUACCGGAGUACCAGCCUCUCCUCGAGAGCACGAGGACGUCGUGCGAGACCCAACUCUUCCAGAUGAUGUACGACCUCGACAAGUACCAGCAAGAGGCGUCUGAGAUGCUGGCGGUGGAAGUGUCCGGUCGGAACUUCCCCAAAUACUCGCGCUCGGUCUCGAGAGCGGAGCUCCGUCGUUGCUGCAAGGUGAUCGACGACUUGUUCCGGCGUCAGGUGGAAGGCGAAACAACGGCGUCGCACCAGGCCUUCACGUUGUACGCGGCGCAGACGCUGAACGAGAAGCUGAUAAUCACGGACACGGCACCUCGCUACGACUCCAUCUCGGUCUUCAACCACUUCGAGCAGCCGAUCUUUGAUCGUCUCAUUCUCUACGCGAAGGACCCGCAACUUGUUGAGCGAUUGGCGCUUCAAAGACAGCAGCAAGUGGAGGCGAACCGCAUCAAGCAGCAGUUCUCGCAGCAACUUCGAUCGAUCUUCGAGACUUUGCGACUCAAGCAAGCGGAGAGGCUCGAGCAGAUGCAGGUACAAGAGCUCGAGACCAUUCAAAAUCAAUUGGAGAAGACGCUUGAGGCCGAUCUCCAGCAUAUUCGUCAGAUGCAUGCAGCCCUACUGAACCAUGAACGCGCGAAGAUCAACGCUAAAUAUGAGGAACAGAAGACUGUGCUGAGCGAGAAGGUGAAGAUCAUGCAGCGAGAAGUGAUGGCACUCCAGAAAAAGUGUGACAGCAAUGGAUGGCACGGACUUGAGCGCCUCAUCAUGAAUACGUCCCUGCAGGUGGAGCGGAUCUUCGGCACGAGUGAGUAUCUCCUGCGUCUGCUCAUUCUCGCGGAAGACUUGCAUGCAGAUCCGUUGAGACGUGCACUGGUGCGCUACAUCAGCGAAGAGAACAAGCUCCCGCAAUUUGUACUUCGCCGCGAACUGACCAGCAAAAUGGUAGCGGAGACGACAAUACUCGCAAUGCUCAAGGAGGCGACAACCAAGGACCUUCGAGAGGUUGCCACCUUCGGAGCGAGCUUCCUCCACCAGGAUUUGGUGACGCGCGAACUUCACACUCGGAGAAUCGAGUUCGGGAGGUUCCUAGCGGGGCUCACAAACGAUCGACUUCGAGCUGCACGCCGGUACGCUGUUGCCAAGAAACUUACCGGUAAGGCUUCCAACUACGAGACUGCGUACACGUCCGACAACCAAAUUGGCCAGGAUCAAGAUGACGAUUCUCAGACUGUGAUCCUCGACGCUGAGUUUGAUCGCUUUGCUGCGGCUCUGGAAGAUUUUCAAGAUAUUCUAUCGCAGGAGUUCACUCGGCGUCGAGAAUUUGCUUGCGUGAAGAUGGAUAGUACGGAUAUCGAGCAAUACGUGAGCUUCGCGGCUGAAGACUGUGUGUUGCAACUGGAAGCCUCGCAACGAUACUGCACUGUACACGCGACGAAGGAGCGACGUCAAGGAGAGUCAGGCAAGUGGAUGUUUGAGGUGACCAUUGAUGUCUUUGGCGGAGACGGUGAAAGCCUGCUGAUUGGAUGGGAGGUACCUCGUGGCUCAAACGCGGCAGCGGCAGAGCCCGACGCAAGCUCCUUACCCUCUUCUCCAAGUAGUAAAGUGUCUAAACAACAUGACACUGGGUCUGUGGUGCCGGGGAUUUCGCCAAGCGAUGAUGGACGCAGCUACGGUGUAACUUGGCAGGCUGAUGGCGGUCUUGACAUGGGUAUGCUACAUGCUAAUGGGGUUUCAAAGUCGGGAGUGCCAAGUUUUCGAGCUGGUGACACUAUCGGCUGCACCAUCGACCAGGACUUGGCCGUUCCUCAGUUGCGCUUCUACCUCAACGGGGAUGUUACACUACCGCUACGCCGAACAACUACUGCAGGGGGAGGAGUAUUGUCGGCAGCGGAUUCUUCAACUUCAUCUGAAAUUUCGACCAGCUUCGGCAUCGCAGUCACGAACCCAGCAUACAGAUUGGUGCCUGUGGUUUCGAUGUACUCGUCCAGCAAGAAGCCACAGAUGCGGGUAUCCUUUAACUUCCGAGGUGACUUUCGGUUUCCCAUUCCAGGAUUUGAUCCUUUCGGUGCCCCAUUAUAA